Messenger RNA from Cooperia oncophora, 393 nucleotides. NCBI's taxonomy places the organism in Eukaryota, Metazoa, Nematoda, Chromadorea, Rhabditida, Trichostrongylidae. The record is from the annotation of a GenBank genome assembly.
AUGACGGUAGCCGACUGGCCCUCCAGUGAAGAAUGCUGGAGCAUAACAGUUCAUUCGGCCGCACCACUGUUUAACAUAGUUAUUUCGGAUUUCAUUGAUGACGACGCGAAGAGACAUUCUCGAAGGUCCGCGCUGUCUUCUCUAGUAUUCAGCUUGAAUGCACUAUUCGUUAAACCAGCUCAAUCGAUAGCACCAGUUGUAAUUGUUUACAUACUCAACAACUACGGGUACAGUGACUAUAUUUCAUCGAAGCAUGCGUCGGAUGAGCUUAUUAAUACUAUGCGUACGAUCUUACUCAUGACACCAGUGGUCCUUGGUGGACUACAGUAUUACGUCUUCAAAUCAUAUUCUCUCAAGAACAAGCAUGUGGUGAAACCACAAGAAAACAUUUGA